This is a messenger RNA of Polychytrium aggregatum, 1668 nucleotides long. Its product is annotated as NRDE protein-domain-containing protein. Gene Ontology annotation, cellular component: Golgi apparatus. The record is from RefSeq and is a predicted model, not a curated record. NCBI's taxonomy places the organism in Eukaryota, Fungi, Chytridiomycota, Chytridiomycetes, Polychytriales. Gene Ontology annotation, biological process: protein secretion; Golgi organization. The transcript has 2 exons. The coding region runs from base 203 to 1231 and encodes 342 amino acids.
CCCAUGUGCAUUUUGCGCCUGGGGCUGCCAACCCCCAACUUUCCUGCGACCAUCCGGCACCGCUCUUCCUGCGCAUUGCUCCUCUGUUGCUCCACCUCCACAUUCCGGAUUUCUCCAAUCAUCAUAUCGCCGCCUCUCGCCAUUAUCAUCGCCUGUUCAGGUCCAACAUCUCAGCCACGACCAGAUCCAUCCUGAACCCACGAUGUGCAUCAUCUUCUUCACUCUAAACCAUCCCGUCUACAAACUGGUCAUCGCCGCGAAUCGAGACGAAUAUAUAACUCGCCCUGCUCGUCGAGCCGGGGUCUGGCCGCAGAAUCCGCACGUUAUCGGCGGCAUCGACUUUGGAUUCAACUUCCCCCUCAAGGCACCUCCCAGCCAAGGCUCCUCAGCAACGGCGACGGCAGCGGAAGCGACGGCAGAAACCAAAGAAGCAGCGUCGCCCGAUGUCACUUCGCCUGGUGGCGACCCAAACGGAACCUGGCUCGGCGUUACCACCGACGGCCGAUUCGCUUUCAUCACCAACUAUCGCGAGCCCCCGCAUCUUGUUUCGACUAUAGCCCAGUCGCGGGGGCAUUUGGUAGGUCGGUUUCUGACGGCCGAACCAGAGCAGGCCGCGUCCCCAGAGGAGUAUCUGACCCGGCUCUCUCCCGAUGCCCAUCGAUACAACGGCUUCAACUUGGUCGUUGGAGACAUCCACGGCUCCAUGUUUCACAUCAGCAACCGCAAAGCUGGCCAGUCUGGCCAUGCGGUGUGGAAUUCGCCGGCGCCCAUUCCCCUGGCCAACUCGGCUGUCUAUGGCAUGAGCAACGGAAUGCUCUUUCCCGACUCGGACGAUGAUGUAUGGCCCAAAGUUCGAAAGGCCAAAGCCGAGGUCGAGGCCCUGCUGUACCCAACUGAUCCUUUAGUCGGCUGCGAAUCGCAGGAACAGCUGAUUGAGAAGCUCCUCGACGUUCUGAGCGACACCGCCCAGGUCGAGUCUGCAGAGCUGCUUCCCAAGCGUAUGUUCAACUACAAUCUAGAGCGACUGCUCUCGGCCGUGUGUAUCGACCGCCGGUGCAUGCCCAACCAAAGCUACGGAACAAGAACCCAGACCAUCGUGCUCAUCGAUCGAGAUGGGAAUGGCACCUUUGUCGAGCGAGAUCGAUACAAGGUCGUCGUUGACGAGGCCACGGGACAGGAGAGCAUCAUCGAGGGCAAUUUCACCGAAAUAAUUCGGUUUACGGCGGCUUGAUCGAUCCUAUGAACAGGUGUCGAUGUCGGACCAAUUCGAUUGGUGAAUCCAGCCGCCGAGAAGCAAGCAGCCACUAAAUUCAAUGGCGCUGUUCACAAAACAGCGUAGCACUUUGAUGAGUGCCGGAAAGUACAGCUUGUUCAGAACAAGACGGGACAGCGGUGUUCCUGAGCGUUCGGCACAUCAACGACUAAUUGUUGUUGGCUUUGAGGCACUGUCUUGAAUAUAUCUUGUGGAUCUCUUUUGGCAACGAUCGACUUGCAUCGUGAGCACACUUGGCCAUGAUGGACGAUGUAUUGGGGUGUAUUCCGGACCCAGAAAGUGAGAGCCUGACUCAAUGGGGCAUCUCGUUUCAGCAGAGACCCGCUGUAACGAGCUAUUUGUUCAACCUCACAGUGUGUUUGAGCACGCUGGCAAUCAACAUUAUCUGCUCCGUG